GCCCGUAUGUGUAUAUAUUUGGACAUCCCGGAUAAUUAUUAACACUAGCCCGGAUACGUGUCAAUACUAUCCCGGAUACUUAUUUGACUAGCCCGGAUACUCAGUACUAUCCCGGAGGUUUGACAUGGGAACAUUGACAGAGGAAAUUGUUCUUUCCAGAACGAGAGCGAAAUGCUUGGAAAGAGUGAAACAUUUGAACUGCUGGGGUUUACAGCUGGAAGAUGUUUCUCUAUUGAAGCGCAUGCCGAAUGUCGAGGUGCUCAAUCUCAGUGUGAACAAGAUUGCAUCACUCGAACCGUUGGCAUCUUGCGUGAGACUACGUGAGCUCUACUUCAGAGAUAACGAGAUCACUGACGUCAACCAACUCGACCAUCUUACUGUAUUACCCAAUUUGCGUGUUCUGUGGCUGCAAGGCAACCCGUGCUGUAGCGAGUCCGAAUAUCGUCCUGCAGUGCUGCAGCUGCUGCCAAACUUGAAGCGGCUGGAUAACAUUGCUGUACAAGGUGAGACGACUGGGCUGUUGACCGAGACUGAAGAAGUUGAUGGAAAUCGAAGGAGCAGUUUGAGUGGAAGGGGAGACAGCAACCGAGAUGACUCAAACGUCCUGAAGGCGGUAAUGCUGUUGGUGAAUGAAUUAGAUGUGGACGGUUUGAACUGCUUACAACGCAAAGUCAGUGAAAAACUACGCUCUUUGACUUCUUUGACUUCCUCGUAGACAGUGUACACACGUUCUACGUUAUUUUAUCUACGUAUGAUGCAAUUUUUCGUUCUGUUUACGCGAUGGCGGGAAGGAGGCGGGUCGUCGUUGCGGAAUACCCUUCUCGUGAGCCCUUCGCUCUGAUUGGUGGGUUCGAGUGAUAGCGCC
Corticium candelabrum is the source of this 865-nucleotide messenger RNA. Its product is annotated as cilia- and flagella-associated protein 410-like. NCBI's taxonomy places the organism in Eukaryota, Metazoa, Porifera, Homoscleromorpha, Homosclerophorida, Plakinidae. The coding region runs from base 125 to 715 and encodes 196 amino acids. Gene Ontology annotation, molecular function: protein binding. The record is from RefSeq and is a predicted model, not a curated record. The transcript is spliced from 7 exons.